This is a messenger RNA of Lethenteron reissneri (Far Eastern brook lamprey), 2144 nucleotides long. RefSeq lists its product as uncharacterized. The record is from RefSeq and is a predicted model, not a curated record. NCBI's taxonomy places the organism in Eukaryota, Metazoa, Chordata, Hyperoartia, Petromyzontiformes, Petromyzontidae.
AUGCGCUUCGAGCUCGCCAUGGACCACGUCGGUGUCGGCAUGUCGUUCCGUCAAACGGCUGCUGCCAUCGAUCAUGCCAGGAUCCGCACCAACACGCCGAAGCUGCAGGGCAUGAACGACCUCAUCGUCGCACAGUCAGUCCGUGUUCUGGUGGCCGUCGGGCUGCAGAUAAUCGCCAGGAUAAUCGACGAUCCAUCGGUGUGGGCCUUCUCUCUGGCUGGCGACGGCAGUACUCACUGCGGCCAGUCGUUCUUCGACCUGCGCACCCGCGUUUGUUACCGCGGCUUCCUCGUCAAUCUGCACCUGGUCGCGAUCCCUAUGUUCGAGCGUCACACUGCUCAGAACAUCUUCCGCAUGCUCGUCAAGUUCCUCGACGCGCUGUACCCCAACUGGCGCGCCAAGCUGAUCGACUUUUCAUCGGACGGCGAGAAUACGAUGACUGGGCGUCAUGGGGGGCUGGUGACGCUCAUUGUGAAGGAGGCCGAGAACGACGUCAUUCGAAUCUGGUGUCCGCCUCAUCAGAUCGAUAUUGUGGUCAAGAAAUCCGCCGAGUGCGUCUUCGAUGGCAGCUGGGUGAAGAUCGUGUACGACUUUUCGGUGUACCUCUGCGCCCAAAACAACCUGAUCAUCAAGAUGAAGGUCAAGUGCCCCAGGAAGGCUAACCGAUGGGCCAAUCUCGGGAACGUGCUCAAGUUCUACAAGCAGUACCGCCGAGCAUUGAUCGAGUACACUACUGAGAACAACCCCGCGAAGCUGCCCACCGCCGAUUGGUGGGUUCUUACCUACGCGCUCGCGCCCGCCAUCGACGCCAUCAACGUCACUAUCGUCCAGCUCCAGAGCCAGUCGCUGCUCAUCGCGCAGCAGGAGGAGCAUAUUCAGUCGCUUAUCGGGUCGCUCACCGUUUUGUUCAGUGUUGAGAUUGUUGAUGGCGUCAACAAUCAUGAUGAGGCGUACGUGUCGUAUCAUGAUCAGUCGAUGCGCAUCGCGUCUGCCGCGAUCAUUGCCCACAUUGAGGACCAGGGAUCGUUUGCGCAGGAGAGCUACGAGGGUCUCAAUGAGGUCGACAAGACAAGGAUCGUCAAGGAGAUCUCGAUAUAUGCGAUGACGCUGAUCGCGGGUCUCAACGACGUCAAAGCAGAGCGUAACGACGCCAAUCGAGCUCUCGACCAGGAUGCGGCGCCCGUGAUGCCCGCUCAGCUCGUGAAGAUGCGUCCUGGUGUGUUCGUGAAGGACGUGCUGGCAGUGCGUCGCGUGCAUGUUACGAAAGUCUGGUCAGCUGUGAAGGUCGACAUGGUCGAGGAGGAGCAUCGCCAACUGGUCAAGCUCUACAAGGAGGACACGAUUAUUCACGACGCCAUCAACAAGCACACCAACACGACGACAUUCAACGACGCGUGGGAUGUGCUGCCGAGUGGUUUCGACAACCUCCGCGCUUUCAGCGGCGGGUUGGCAUCGGUGCUCACCAACACGACGGCGGUCGAGUCGGGCUUCUCGAUACUCAAGUGGGAACUCGACGAGUUCCGCAGUUCUAUGAUGCAUCUGUCCCUUGAGGGCAUCUUCCAGACAAAGCAGCAUCGCCUCCUGGUGUCGUUGCUUCGUUAGCGAGCGUAAAUCAAUGAAACAAUGGGGCUCUAUAGAUGAUCUACAUUUAUUCUACAAACUAAUCCUGGCGGUGUCUACAAACUAAGCUAGUCUGUAUAGUUUGUAGAUAUGCACAGUUCUAGGAGGCCUGGGCUACGGGGUAGAGAGGGACAGCCGACUCAAUCUCUCUCGGUGUGUCCCAUCGCAUCCGUCUUUGUUCGAAUGAGCUGCGUGCGUGUGUGUGUGAUGGAUAUUUGUUGUUGUUGUUGAGCGCUUUUCAGGAGGCGCAUGCAAAGGGAGCAGUUCCACGAUUUCCGUCGCGCGGUUCAGGCACUCUCAAGACGCGGGCGCAGUCGGUCAGCGCAGUCUCACGAAGUGGAUCUUUGCUUGUGGGCAGAGGAGUAAAGUCAGACACUGAGGACUGUGAUGAAGACACACGUUGACAAACACGCCAACUCCACAGACGCAAACUCGCACGACGCACAGAAAUACACACAUGCAGACGUGCACACACAUGUACGCAAGCAUACGAACACGCACAUUGGCACAAAUAUUGACACACG